Messenger RNA from Acaulospora colombiana, 1215 nucleotides. Lineage: Eukaryota; Fungi; Glomeromycota; Glomeromycetes; Diversisporales; Acaulosporaceae. The record is from the annotation of a GenBank genome assembly.
AUGACUGAGCAACCCAAACCAGCGGUACAUCGAAUCCCUGUCGAACUCUGGUGGAUAAUUCUGGACGAAGCCAUCGAACAGCAUAACCCGUUAUUCUUCUCGACUAUCUUUGAGGGAAGUAGCUGGUUAAAACACUCAAGUUCGAGAUCCUUUGGGCAAGAAGAUGGACUGCGAGCGCGCGCCGAGUCACAGAGGAAGGUGAUUGGCUCCGUAUGCCGCUCGUGGCGAGAUUUUGCUCGUUCAAGACGGGAUAAUUAUGUCACUUUAUAUCUCGAUAAUAAAGGCGAAUUGUAUGGAGAUAUCGAGAGAGCGGUAAACGCUCGAAGGGUCAAGCUUUACAAGCGUCUCUAUGAAAAUUUGGUCAGAUCUAUACAAAUUGGCCAGGGUUUCAACUGGGAAACUGUGGAGAUAAGCGAGAAGGAUGCAUUAGGGCUUGCUCUCAUUCCACUUCCCCAUCUACGGCGUCUGAAGAUGAGAACAAAUCAAUACUUCCUUCUCGACCCAUUCCUCGAUACACUGAUCAAAUUUAGCGACAUCACUUGGCUAGAUUAUGAUGCCUCUAUUCAAUAUAGAGGGACUAUCUCAAUGGGUGGCGAGAGAUCUCCAGUCGUACUACCAAACCUUCAGGUUCUCUGCUACAGCGUCGCGGAUGCCUUUACAGGUUCCUUAGAGUUUCCCUUCCAACAGCUUAUACUUCCAUCUCUUCGAUUCUUGUCCUUCCAUAUGAUAGGUACCGGUUUCAAUGUUCCUCUAAUCAAGAUCCUGUCACGUUAUCGUCAAACACUCCGGUCGGUCGCCGUCAGAGUAAAGAGACCAGAAGGAACUCUGCCCUGUGUUCAGUUUCCUCCGUGGUACGAGUUUCCCAAGUUGGAGGAGUUGGCCAUCGACAGGCCAUGGGUUAUCAAUUUUCACUCCCUCUCUUCCGGGCAUCCGCUACAAAAGUUAGAAGCACAGAUUGAUUCGUUGGGCAUUAUACCUUCACUCUUAGGGGUUGAGAGUUUGAAGGAAAUAACCUUGCGGAGGUCCCGCUGGGCAGCUGCUGGAGGACUGACCCUAACAGAUAAAAAUGGAAAAUUGAAUAUAGAUAGAGUAAAGGUAGAUCGUCUCUUGGGACAAGCGGAAGGUAGAGAGACUCCAUUCGGAGUAAUUUGGAAUGGGGGAUAUUUACCAAGACACAAAGCGACUGGCAGUGCGACUGAAGCAAGCUCCAGGUGA